AUGUUCCCCCAACAAGCUGUUCCCCCAACAAGCUGUUCCCCCAACAAGCUGUUCCCCCAACAAGCUGUUCCCCCAACAAGCUGUUCCCCCAACAAGCUGUUCCCCCAACAAGCUGUUCCCCCAACAAGCUGUUCCCCCAACAAGCUGUUCCCCCAACAAGCUGUUCCCCCAACAAGCUGUUCCCCCAAGCUGCUGCUCCUCCAACAAGCUGUUCCCCCAAGCUGCUGCUCAUCCAACAAGCUGUUCCCCCAAGCUGCUGCUCCUCCAACAAGCUGUUCCCCCAAGCUGCUGCUCCUCCAACAAGCUGUUCCCCCAAGCUGCUGCUCCUCCAACAAGCUGUUCCCCCAACAAGCUGUUCCCCCAACAUGUUCCCCCAACAAGCUGUUCCCCCAACAUGUUCCCCCAACAAGCUGUUCCCCCAACAAGCUGUUCCCCCAACAACAUGUUCCCCCAACAACAUGUUCCCCCAACAACAUGUUCCCCCAACAUGUUCCCCCAACAUGUUCCCCCAACAUGUUCCCCCAACAAGCUGUUCCCCCAACAUGUUCCCCCAACAAGCUGUUCCCCCAACAUGUUCCCCCAACAAGCUGUUCCCCCAACAUGUUCCCCCAACAUGUUCCCCCAACAUGUUCCCCCAACAUGUUCCCCCAACAAGCUGUUCCCCCAACAAGCUGUUCCCCCAACAAGCUGUUCCCCCAAGCUGUUCCCCCAACAUGUUCCCCCAACAAGCUGUUCCCCCAAGCUGUUCCCCAACAGUAA
Molecule: messenger RNA, 759 nt
Organism: Oncorhynchus kisutch (coho salmon)
Lineage: Eukaryota; Metazoa; Chordata; Actinopteri; Salmoniformes; Salmonidae
Product: vegetative cell wall protein gp1-like
Exons: 1
Coding region: 1-759 (252 amino acids)
Source: RefSeq, a predicted model, not a curated record